Molecule: messenger RNA, 1023 nt
Organism: Phycodurus eques (leafy seadragon)
Lineage: Eukaryota; Metazoa; Chordata; Actinopteri; Syngnathiformes; Syngnathidae
Product: dehydrogenase/reductase SDR family member 11-like
Exons: 7
Coding region: 89-856 (255 amino acids)
Source: RefSeq, a predicted model, not a curated record
UUUACGACAGUAGUAAAAAGUCGGAAAGUUGGCCUUUGCUUAACCGCAGUCUAUAGACCGUGUCUCGGCGAAAAACACGCCGAGUGUGAUGGAGCGUUGGCGGGGAAGAGUGGCUCUGGUCACCGGAGCCUCGGUCGGUAUCGGGGCGGCCAUUGCCAAAGAGUUGGUCCGCUUCGGAAUGACAGUGGUGGGCUGCGCGAGGGACGUGGACAAAAUAAAGUCGGUGGAGGCCGAGUGUCGGCGCGAAGGCCUCGGGGGCGUCCUGGUGCCGCUCGGGUGCGACCUGAGCAGCGAGGAGGACGUGGUGUCCGUGUUCGCCGCGAUCAAAGCGCAGCACAAGGGCGUGGACGUGUGCGUGAACAACGCGGGCGUGGCCCACCCGGAGCCGCUGCUGAGCGGCAAGAGCUCGGGCUGGAGGAACAUGCUGGAUGUCAACGUGCUGGCCUUGUCUAUAUGCUCACGAGAGGCUUAUCAGUCCAUGAAGGAAAGAAAUGUGGACGACGGACACAUUAUCAACAUCAACAGCAUGGGCGGCCACCGUAUGAUUCACAGCGCCGACGUGCACUUCUACAGCGCCACCAAGUUUGCGGUGACGGCGCUGACGGAAGCCCUGAGGCGGGAACUGCGGGAGGCGCGCACCCACAUCAGAGCCUCGUGUAUUUCUCCUGGUCUCGUAGAAACUGAAUUUUCUCUUCGGCUCAACAACGGCGACACUGAAAAAGCAGCGGCCGCUUACUCCAAAUAUAAGCCACUGGAGGCCAAAGAUGUUGCUGAUGCAGUCAUUUACGUCCUCAGCGCCCCUCCACACGUGCAGGUUGGAGAUGUUCAGAUGCGACCCGUGGAGCAGUUGAUGUAGCCCACCCGAGGUCAUCUCCAGCAACAAAAAAAAAAGGUCCUCAUUUUUACACUUAAUCGCAUCAUGAAGCUAAAAGUAAAUAUCAUUUGCAGUUUGAAAAAUGUCAAAAAGCAGAAAUGUACUGACUGCUGAAUAAAAACCACAGAAAAUGUCAACAUUGAGCAGAA